Messenger RNA from Misgurnus anguillicaudatus (oriental weatherfish), 3579 nucleotides. Its product is annotated as platelet-derived growth factor subunit A. The record is from RefSeq and is a predicted model, not a curated record. Gene Ontology annotation, molecular function: growth factor activity; platelet-derived growth factor receptor binding. Lineage: Eukaryota; Metazoa; Chordata; Actinopteri; Cypriniformes; Cobitidae. Gene Ontology annotation, biological process: positive regulation of ERK1 and ERK2 cascade; positive regulation of phosphatidylinositol 3-kinase/protein kinase B signal transduction; platelet-derived growth factor receptor signaling pathway. Gene Ontology annotation, cellular component: membrane.
GCCAACCGGGUGCUCGCGCGCUGUUCGGUGAAUACCGGCAGCGAGGGGAGGCGCAUAUAUUGCGCGCAUCAGAAGAGCAGUCAGUGCGCGAAGGAGACUUCACGAGAGCGCUGCUUCAUUCAAGGAUACUAACCUGGGAUUGUACAACCACAUUUAACUUUUCAGCUCUACGCGAAGUGAACGGACAGCAAAACUUAGUUAUACUAUAACAGCGUUAAAUAUCAGUGCGCAUAUUUGUUAGUUCCUAUAACACUAUUGCGUUGGAAUUAUAACUUAUAUUGACUUGGGCAGUGCAAAACAUUUGUGUAUUUGGAUUGUUUAGGCUUGGACAGCCAUGACGACCUUCUGCAAGUUAAAUCACGUGUGAGAUCCAGUACAGGACGCAUUGGACCAGCACCAGGUCUAGGUUUCUCCUAUGUAGACUUGAGCUGGUGCGCGGGUUCGUUUAAAGGCAGAUCUCUUCAAGGUAUGGUUCUGGACUCCUCGCGCUCAGGAGCGACUCCAAGGCUCCUACGCUAUUCAUCUUUCUUACUGGGUGGAAAACUGACAUUGGAAGGAGAUGAGAACCUUAUUCUGCUGCUUUCUGCUCCUCACCUCGCACCUCCUGCCAGCAGCUGCUGAGAAGGAAUUCGCAAUCCCUCAAGAUUUCAUCGACAGACUAUCGCACAGUGAAAUCAACAGCAUCAGCGACCUCCAGCGGCUACUGGAGGUAAAUUCCCCAGGUCCUGGAAAUGAGGUGAUCGAGGAGGUCAAACACAGGCACCGUCAGAAGAACCAUCACCCAUCUCACCCUGCUUCCUCGGAUUUAAAGAGUCUCCAAAUGUCCCACAGACGAAAGAGGAGCAUUAUAGAGGAGGCGGUGCCAGCCAUGUGCAAGACAAGGACAGUGAUCUACGAGAUCCCUCGCAGUCAAGUGGAUCCCACGGCUGCAAACUUCCUAAUAUGGCCUCCGUGCGUGGAGGUGAAACGCUGUACCGGCUGCUGCAACACCGGCAACAUGCGCUGUCACCCGUCCAAAAAACACCACCGUACUGUCAAGGUGGCAAAGGUAGAGUUUGCAUCCCGUAAAAAAGCAAAAUUGAAGGAGGUGCUCGUCCGGUUAGAGGAUCACCUUGAAUGCGUGUGCACGUCACAGCAUCAUGUGACAGAGCAUGUGGAAUCAGACACAGGCCCACGCACAGUUAAAAAAGGUAAAAAACGGAAACACAGUAAGCAAGCAAUGGCACCACAGAUGAACAAGGACGUUCAAUAAAAAGUAAACGUUUCCUAACACUCAGAGGACCAAAAUAUCCUGCAGUAGAUAUGAGGUGAAACCGUAAUAAACGCCGAUCGAAGGACAUCAGUGGCUACGAACCGCUCCGUCACACCUGAGACUUUGACCUCUGACCCUACUGACCCAUCUCUGUUAUAUAAAGAUACUGUAUCCAGAGGAACUUCAAAAACGACAAAAUAACACCAAAGGUGCUUUCUACUCCUGCUAGGAUGUACUCUGUCAAACACUGAAGACGGCAAGAUAUGUAUUCAGUUAAUUAUUAAGUGGUCACACACUGGGCAGAAACGAUGAAACUGACAAGCAAGACAUUUGUAUCGUUUCUUUGUCGUUCACGCGAGAAUCUCAUAAAGGUCAAAGAUGUAAAUGAAGAGGAGCCUGUUGAAGAACACUAAGUUUUUAGAAACCGUGGCGUGAACAACACACUCUCUGGCUCGGAUCCACUCGAGCGGGAAUUAAGAUAAUCACGAGGAAUGGAUUCUAUGAACUCGAGGAAAGAGGAAAAACGCAUAAAGGGAUGUUUGGACAAAGCAGAAAUGUUGUCAUAUAAUCUUGCUAAACAGAAGACGCUAUUAUCUGCGGAUCUACAUCCCUCCGUUAGUCCUCCUGGGUCCAGAACAUUGAGUUUGACUGCCUGUCCAUGAAUAAAGAAAGACUUGAGUAUAUACAGUACAGAAGGCGACGUGUAAUUCAGUACCAGAAUAAAGUAUUUAUGUAUGUGAUCUCUAUCUCACCCUCUCAUAACCUCUCUGUCUCUAUGUCCAGUGUAAGAAGGACUCUUCCUCUUCAAUGUACAGUAAAAGCAUUAUCAGUACAAUUUUCUCAAAAUUUCAGUUUUAUUGUUGCAUUUUUUACAGCAUGUCACAAAACUAGCUUUUGUCUGUGUAAGACAGUUAUGGAAAGAUGCUUUAUUUUUGUUAAAAUAUAUUUAUAAUGUGUACGUAGAAUCAAGCAGGAAGUAUGUGUAUGUAUAUUUUUAUUAAUUGUGGUGUAAUGGUGCUUAACUCUUUCCCCGCCAUUGACGAGUUAUCUCGUCAAUUAAGAGAAAACGCUUCCCUGCCAAUGACAAGUUUUUACGGCAAUCCAUAUUUCCGCUAUUAUCCACUAGGUGGCGCUCUUACACAACAUAUAAACACUGACGCAUUCACGGAUCAAAAAACAGUAAAAACUGUGUAUGCUUUGAUCAUCGUUAUGUAUCUCUAUCAAAAGUCCUUUACAAAAACACAAUUAUCUUUUUUAUUUUUGAAGAAACCCAUAUUUGAGAGAUAAUAAAAUUAUAGGAUAAAAGGAUUUUUGAUUGGAUUUUUUUGUUUGUUUAAAGCAACACAUUCUUACAUUUGAUAUAUUUUAUGUUUAUAUAUUUAAAGAAGAACAUUUUAUGGAAGGCAUUAAACGUUUCUGAAAAUAAAAUAAAAAGCUGGCACUGGCUGGCAACUUUUUUUUUUAAACGCUGGCGGGGAAAGAGUUAAUGUGAUUUGCUCAAGAGGACAUAUUCCUGAAUCAACAUCCUUGUUGGUCCUGCCAAGACAUUUCUAUCAACCAAUCAGAUGUUCUUGUCAACCUGUUUUAUUUCUCUGAUUCUUAGAGGUCACAAGGUUGAGGUUAUAAAGACUCGUGAUUUGUGCUGUGAUUGUUUGAUGGGAAUGUUGUACAAGGAGCAACAAUCAGGAGUAUGACUUGGCUAAAACUUAUUGUACAUGUCAUGAUUGCAAGGAAUGGGAAGGAAUGGUCUUGACCUUGAUGCUAAAGAGAUGCUACACAGCAGGGCUAGUCUGUCUGGAUCCUGGAUGCUUGCUGUCCCUCAAAGUUUACCUCCAACUUUAAACCAAUGCACCUGCAGAAGCAAAUCAAAGACUUUGUCCCAAAUGCUGCCCUUAACACUUAUGACCUUCCUAGAAGUCGGCACUUUAAUGACGUAAAGUCUGCUGUGAAGCUCGCAAAAGUGCAGGCUCAGGAAAAGUUCACAUCAAACCUAAAAUGACAAAUGAGACACCCUAUGUGGACUCACUCGAAGUCCACUUGAAGUGCGCCAUUUGGGACGUAGCCAAAGUUGAGAUUGACAGGCAGGUGUGUAGGGUUGUUACUAAACUCUGGGACAUUGGCCAUUCAGGACUGGACUUGACUUGCCCUGCUGUACAGGAUCUGCAGUAUGGCCAUUGUAGUAAGUACUAAAGGGACCAUCUGUCACAUUGUUGGUUCAUUAUUUUCUAUUACUCACCAUAACCUGCAUACACAUAGACAACUCAACUAGACAGUAAACAAUUUCCUUACGUAUAAAGCUAUGUAACAAAUAAAAAGCUCUGAACAAA